This is a messenger RNA of Capsella rubella, 1011 nucleotides long. RefSeq names its product putative F-box protein At1g33010. Gene Ontology annotation, molecular function: protein binding. The transcript is spliced from 3 exons. The record is from RefSeq and is a predicted model, not a curated record. NCBI's taxonomy places the organism in Eukaryota, Viridiplantae, Streptophyta, Magnoliopsida, Brassicales, Brassicaceae. Bases 1 to 1011 code for a protein of 336 amino acids.
AUGAAAAUAUCAGAUUACAUCCCAACUGAUCUCAUUAAGGAGAUAUUCUUGAGGUUGCCAACAAAGUCUAUCGCGAGGUUCCGUUGCCUGUCCAAGCUAUGGCAACAUGGUAACUGGAUCUUCUUCUCGUCGCCUCAGCAUCAGUAUAAUAAGUCGUCUCUUGUAGCAGCCACCGAUUUUCAUAUAAAGUUCUCUGGAGACAUAAGCCGAUACAUAUGUAGCCACGCCUCUGGUUUGCUCUAUUUCCAAGGUAUGAAUAUCUCAAAGGAUGGAGAUGAUGAGGUUAGAGUGCCUAUGAUAUGUAAUCCGAUCACGGGAAGAUAUGCGAUCUUACCUAAACUGAGAAGCAACAAGGAGCAGAUAAGCUUUUUAGGGUUUGAUCCCAUUGACAAGCAAUUCAAGGUAUUGUUCAUAUCUCAUCCAUAUUAUUGUGAUGAUGACUAUAAGAUUCUGACGUUAGGAACUGGAAAAAUGAGGUCAGAGAAAUUCAAGUUUGUAGACGCAAAAUUCUGUGGGAGUAGUCCAUCAGAUAUUAUAUUGGUAAACUAUAAGGGGAAAUUAGGUGGCAUUGUUUUGAAGCAUGUUUCCUUUUGUGGAUUUUCCCUUGAGUUGUGUAUGUGGGUUCUAGAGGAUGUUGAGAAACAUGAAUGGUCCAAGUGUGUCUACUAUUUGUGGGAUGACAAUGAAGUCAUUCAUGUUUCCUACUAUCUUUCCGUUGCCGGUAUGACUACUACAGCUGAAAUUGUUUUGUCGACGGACUAUGCAUUUAAGCCGUAUUAUGUUUACUAUUUUAAUCCCGAAAAGAACAUUCUCCGAAGAGUUGAAAUCCAAGGUUUUGAAGAAUACGUUGAUGUCUUCAAGAUUAGGGGUAAAGUUUUUGCCUUUGUAAACUAUGUAGACGAUCUUUAUCUCAACGAUACAAAGCAAUUCAAGUCAAGCCUUUUACACCAAGGCCUAUUUAACUAUCAUUCGGAAAAAGGCCAAUACCAAAGCGUCUUGUUCCAUCAGUGA